AUGGCGAACACUUGUCUCAUGCCAAACCCCGUCGAACGGUUCUGUUACCAGUAUCUUCAACUAGAAUCUGUGCUCGACUUCCCUGCUCCUGAGGUAAUCAGACAACAAACAGCACAAGACACCAUUUACAAGAAGCUCUUUUCGGAGGAGGGACCUCGUUACAGCCCUCCUGCUAGGUAUCGUCUAAAAGUUCUUAAAGAGCUUGUCUCACGCAUCGAAUCGGGCAUUGAGGAUUGGGACCAGCAUGAAGUCUCGGAGGAUCUCAUGACAGCAUUGUCGGAAUCUCUCGCGGCUCCAGUGCCCUCUGAGAUAUCUUCAGCUCAGCAGAAAACCUACGUCACCUAUCACCUCGGUAGUCUCGAGCAGAGGAGCUCCUCGGAACCACACUUACACACGACUGACAUCACCCUCCUCGAGUCCCGCUCGCUGAUCUCUGCUUCUGGCACCACGGGCCUCAGAACUUGGGAGGCCGCGUUGCACUUGGGGCAAUAUCUCUGCGUAAACCAAAAGAUCAUCAAGGGGAAGCGCAUUCUCGAGUUGGGAGCGGGCACUGGAUACCUAGCCAUCCUGUGUGCGAAGCAUCUCGCCGCCACCCAUGUUGUUGCCUCGGAUGGGUCUGAUGAUGUUAUCAACAACCUCCCGGAAAGCCUCUUCCUGAAUGACCUGCAAGGAAGCACUCUCGUCAGGCCCAUGGAACUGAGAUGGGGUCACGCAAUGGUGGGCACCGAAGACCAAAAAUGGAACAGCGGCGAGAACGUCGACGUUGUCAUCGGGGCAGACAUCACCUACGAUCAGAGCAUCAUCCCGGCCCUCAUCGCCACUCUCCAAGAGUUAUUUGCCAUGUUUCCGGCCAUUGAGGUCUUGAUAUCCGCUACGCAGCGGAAUGAGAUUACGUUCGAGGCGUUCUGUAGUCGUUGCCGACAGUGCGGGAUGGGCCUGACCUAUGUCGACUUUCCCAUACCCCCAAGGGAGCAACAGAGGGGCCCAUUCUACAGCGAUAGCGUCCCGAUUCGAAUCUGUCGAGUUUUGGCGCCUUCAAGAACGGGCGUGAUGUGGUGA
Colletotrichum higginsianum IMI 349063 is the source of this 1059-nucleotide messenger RNA. RefSeq lists its product as uncharacterized. Bases 1 to 1059 code for a protein of 352 amino acids. The transcript has 2 exons. Lineage: Eukaryota; Fungi; Ascomycota; Sordariomycetes; Glomerellales; Glomerellaceae. The record is from RefSeq and is a predicted model, not a curated record.